GUGGGCGUGGCUCGAGCUGGUCCUGAUGCUUGCAAUCAGUUUGCAGGGAUGCAGGCGAACUGGCAACAUCGGCAGCGUUUCUGCUAGCUGCACCCGAAGACAUGCAUUAGGGAAAUAGCAGGGGAUUGUCACUUUUCCUCCUCUUUUCUCUUUUGUUGGAUUGGGUCAGCUACUUUCAGGUGUACGGCGUUGGUGAUCAUUUUCAACUGGGCUUUGGAGCUCUCUAAGCUGUUUUUAUUCCUCUCUAUGUCUUAUUUGGUGGAUAAGAUUUCAGCGCAUCCAGCAGGCACGGAUUCACAUAGUGGGAGUGUACCGAGCACAGGAGGAAGGAAAAUAAUACAGUUUUCCUGCAAUAUUUGAGACUGACUAUAAGGAACAUUGCCUUGGAUACUCACUUAAACUUAAUUGUCUGAAAGCUGAAGUUAUUCCCAGCACAAAGGACUUAUGCUUGCAAGAACAUCUGCCACUAUUUAAAGGGAAGCUUUACAUUUGAAAAUGAAAGAAGAAUGAAGAACACAAGCAGUUUGGAUUUGAAAAUAAAAAAUGUGGAAGCUAUUGUGUUAUCUGACCAGCUGUAAGGAGAGUGCAUAAAGAAAAGCAAAUACAGAAAAUUGCAUGCUGGCUAGCAAGUCGUUAUAUUCAGAUCAGCUAAUAUCUCUUUACUUUGUGCAUAACUUGUGGAAAAUAUUAAAGCGCUGAGUGAAACAUGACAAAGAAGUGAUCCACUUUUGUGAAGCUCAUUCCUUUCUUAGGACUGGUGCCUCAGAAUUAAUUCAUUAGGCAUGGAAUAUUAUAAAAAGAUAUGGUAAUUUUGCCAAUACUGCCAGUAGCAGAGUACCUUUGGCAUUAACGUCCAUGUUCUCUUCUUGGACAGAAUCUGUUAACAAAAGGGAAACUGUAAAAUCUUUUCAAAGUUGCAUUGGUGUAGAGAUUUCCACAUUGGAUGAAUCCAAAUACUUCUAGAUUAAAAUGUAUAUCUCUUAACAUUUGAAGCUUUCAAGUUAAUGAUUUCCAGUUUCUUUUCUAAGUUUCUUGGAAGGCAACUUCUGUAUGAUGGAUUGUAAAAAACUAGAAGUCAUAAUGUUAUCCUUUAGUGUAUUUCUGAUGGCGUUUGUUAGCGUCUCUUUGGCUCUGGAGUUUGGCGGUACUACUGGGCAGUGGGCCCGUUAUGCUCGUUGGGAAUCAGGGUCUGUAGGAGAGCUGAGUUUUAGUAUUAAAACAAAUAUUUCCAAUGCAUUAGUGCUUUACCUUGAUGAUGGUGGUAACUGUGAUUUCCUGGAACUUACAAUUGUGGAGGGCCGCCUACGUCUUCGCUUUGCAAUCUCCUGUGCUGAGCCUGCCACAUUGCACAUGGAUACUCCUAUCAACGAUGACCGCUGGCAUAUGGUGUUAUUAACCCGCAAUUUCAGAGAAAGUAUGUUAAAGGUGGAUAAUGAGGAAAAGAUGGCAGAAGUGAAAUCCAAGAGGCGAGACAUGACUAUUGUGAGUGAUCUGUUUGUUGGUGGAAUUCCUCCAGAUGUUCGCCUAUCAGCACUGACUCUGAGCACUGUAAAGUAUGAGACACCUUUCAAGGGUUUAAUUACAAAUCUUAAAGUAGUUGAUACCCCACCCUCCUUGUUAGGAAGUCAAGGGAUCAGAAAUGAUGUGGAAUAUCUGUGCUCUAAACCAAAUCCCUGCCUGAAUGGUGGAAUAUGCUCUGUGAUUAAUGGUGAGGUUCAGUGUGACUGCAGCUCAACUGGAUUCCAAGGGAAAUUCUGCACAGAAGAAGAACAUACAAUGGAAGGUCCAGCUCACCUGACGUUAAACAACCAAGGACAAGCCUGAAGAUUCUACAGAAUAUAAAGGAGGAAAAAGACCUUUGGAUCAUGCCUACAGCCAAACGUUACCUCUUAGUAUUAGCAUCAGUUUAUCCAGAACAGUGAAUUUUGUUUGUCAUGUUGAAAUUUACAAAACUCUGCAGUUCUGAGUAUUUUUUAAGCUAUAAGGAAUCUCCCUGUUGGUUCAUACAGCUUUUAUAAAUCAUUGCUGCUUCAUAGUAUAUAUUUGGCCAUAUAUUCUGUUUGCUGCAUAUUAUAUUUUGUAAAUGAAAGUGUUUCUUUUAGAAUAAA
Protopterus annectens (West African lungfish) is the source of this 2108-nucleotide messenger RNA. RefSeq names its product neurexin-2-like. The transcript has 6 exons. The record is from RefSeq and is a predicted model, not a curated record. NCBI's taxonomy places the organism in Eukaryota, Metazoa, Chordata, Ceratodontiformes, Protopteridae. The coding region runs from base 1051 to 1824 and encodes 257 amino acids.